GUGUGUCUUUUAAGUGUUUGGAAUGCAACCCUGCACUUUUUGGUACUCGAAGUCUGUCCGUCAGGGGGUGCUGGCUCGCGCGUCACAAUUUCACAUACAGAACUAGCAUACACACAGCACACAACAAAAGCUAGGCUAUCGAUAUACUACCCUGUGUCUCUUUCCCGUCGAGACAGCUUAGGAAAUUGGCAAUAUAGCUAGCCAGCUGUUAUUUAUCGUUUAAUAAAGAUGUCGACCACGACCGGCGGUGGAGAGUUUGGCAACCCUCUGCGGAAAUUCAAGCUCGUAUUCUUAGGCGAACAAAGUGUGGGAAAGACAUCGCUUAUCACCAGGUUUAUGUAUGACAGCUUUGACAACACCUAUCAGGCAACAAUUGGCAUAGACUUUUUAUCGAAAACGAUGUAUCUGGAAGAUCGUACGGUCCGUCUCCAGCUCUGGGACACUGCUGGACAGGAGCGUUUCCGUAGUCUCAUUCCCAGCUACAUCCGCGACUCCACCAUCGCUGUGGUGGUUUAUGACAUCACCAACCUCAAUUCAUUCCAGCAAACCUCUAAGUGGAUUGAUGAUGUCAGAACAGAGAGAGGAAGUGAUGUCAUUAUCAUGCUUGUGGGAAACAAAACAGACCUGGCUGAUAAAAGACAGAUCACCACGGAAGAGGGCGAGCAGAGAGCUAAGGAACUGAAUGUCAUGUUCAUUGAAACCAGCGCAAAGACUGGCUACAAUGUCAAACAGCUGUUUCGCCGUGUUGCCGCAGCCCUACCUGGGAUGGAUAGCACACCAGAGAAGAGCAAAGAGGACAUGAUCGAUAUCAAACUGGAGAAGCCGCCGGAGAUGGCUGUGACAGAGAGCAGCUGCUCCUGCUAGUAAACACCUAAACCCCCACCUGACCUGCCUCCCCACCAACAGCUUGUGUCUCAGUGGCCACCCUCCCCACCCAUGGCUCACUGCCAUCGGCUGCAGAACCUCUUUCGACUCAGUGAUUUUUCAGAGUAACUGUGUGGAUGUGCUAUUACUCUGUAUUUAAACAGAUCAUCUAAAGAUAAUAUUAAAGGUCAAAGGUAAAACUGUCAACACAGAAUAGGUUAAAUGCUGAAUAUGAUCAGAUUGUCAUCCAACUGCAUGGCAUUAUCUAGGAUUGCAGACUGACAACUAAAUGCUCCUGGGUUAUUGCACUUUUUGGAGCAUUAGUGCCAUCACACUUGUCAUUGUUGUAAAGUGAUAUUGUUUGAGAUUAUUUAAGUGACUAUGAAAGGUCUCGGUCCCUUUUUAGUUAUUUGGUUUUAUUUCCAAUGAGAGUCUGGAGUGGGUCAGCUACAGUAUUCUAUAUACGUGAUCAACAAAGUGUCUGUUACAGCUUCCCAUAAUUCUUUAAAUACUUCGUUGCAAAAAGAUUCUCCUCAACUUGAUGAACAUUAUUUUGAAUAAUUGUUGGCUCAAAUCUAUUAAUUUAAGCCUAAUGAGUAAGGGAUAUUUUUAAGGGCAAGAACAGCCAAAUAACUUCAUUUAGGAUUACUGUAGUUAGUCGACUGAAGAUUUCAAUGGCGGCUGGUUUGUUAAUUUGGCAGGUUGUCCAAGGGGAUGCUUCAGAAAGUACGUGUAGCCAAUCCGAUAGGAAACAAGAGUAUACAUUUUUAGAAAAGGGACAUAAUCCCAAAUUCAUUGUACUGGAAAAUACUAACUUAAAUCUACUGAUGUACACUUCAAAACUAUGGCUGCUCUGUCAGAGGAACUUUCCUCAGUCAUCUACAUGCAUACAAACAUCUUGUGUCUGAGGAGAAAAGGUGUUUAAAGUCCAUGUGUGGGGCUAUGGAGUGAGCAGGUGUCAACCCUUUCACACACUAAAUGGAAACAUGUCACUUGGCCCAUAAAAUGUCUCCUACUCACCCUCCAAUUGAUAUAUGUAUUGUCUUGUUUUCAUCACACUUGCAGGAACAGCGUGCUCAUCAUGCAGGAUUUAUAGACCGUUAAGAACACAGAUACCUUGCUUGUUUGUUCACCAACGGUGUGCACUGAAUCGAGUCCCAAUAUUGUAAAGAUCGAGAGGGCUGCUGACGGGCCUCUGGCUUCAGUAGUUGUUUUGUAGAGCAGUUUAGAUAGGAAGCGUUAGCUGUAUCUGAGGAUCAACUAACACCCUUGCUGUAAAAAAAACAAGUGCAGUGAAGAUAAUUUUUAUCGCUAUUGCCUGUGUAUGACUGUUUUUAAUUUAUUUAACACAAGCAACUGUAAAAUUGCAUUGUAUGCUUGACAAAAAUGAGAGUUGCUGGCACGCACGUGGAAGUUAGUGUUUUAUUUAUUUCUGUGUCUCUGCUUGGAUGCUGAAUUUCAAAGCAAAAGCCAGGCCUGGUUGUUUUGUCUCAAAUCACCACAGUCACACUGAUGGUGUUGACUCCCUGCAGUGUGUAUAGUCAGUGGAUUGGUUUAGGUACAGAAAAGGCUUCACUUCACCCCUGUCCUUUACCACGUACACACGGUGGCAUACACAAACCAAAUAACCACAGUCACACUGAUGGUGUUGACUCCCUGCAGUGUGUAUAGUCAGUGGAUUGGUUUAGGAACAGAAAAGGCUUCUCUUCACCCCUGUCCUUUACCACGUACACACUGAUGGUGUUGACUCCCUGCAGUGUGUAUAGUCAGUGGAUUGGUUUAGGUACAGAAAAGGCUUCACUUCACCCUGUCCUUUACCACGUACACACGGUGGCAUACACAAACCAAAUAACCACAGUCACACUGAUGGUGUUGACUCCCUGCAGUGUGUAUAGUCAGUGGAUUGGUUUAGGAACAGAAAAGGCUUCUCUUCACCCCUGUCCUUUACCACGUACACACUGAUGGUGUUGACUCCCUGCAGUGUGUAUAGUCAGUGGAUUGGUUUAGGUACAGAAAAGGCUUCACUUCACCCCUGUCCUUUACCACGUACACACGGUGGCAUACACAAACCAAAUAACCACAGUCACACUGAUGGUGUUGACUCCCUACAGUGUGUAUAGUCAGUGGAUUGGUUUAGGUACAGAAAAGGCUUCUCUUCACCCCUGUCCUUUACCACAUACACACUGAUGGUGUUGACUCCCUGCAGUGUGUAUAGUCAGUGGAUUGGUUUAGGAACAGAAAAGGCUUCUCUUCACCCCUGUCCUUUACCACGUACACACUGAUGGUGUUGACUCCCUGCAGUGUGUAUAGUCAGUGGAUUGGUUUAGGAACAGAAAAGGCUUCUCUUCACCCCUGUCCUUUACCACGUACACACGGUGGCAUACACAAACCAAAUAAUCACAGUCAAAAAUGGCCCAACCACACACCAAUAGCUGUAGAUUGUUUGAAAAUGUCAACGUUUAAACAAAUGUAGAUGAGUAUUUAAUUACAUCGAACAACCUUUAGCUUAAUAGCUAAAUCUAUUACCUGUCGCUGACUGAAUACUCAGCUCUGUGCUUUUCUGAAGUGUCUGUCCAGUUGAAAUAUGUCUACUAGUGUUUAGCAAUGUUUCUGUGAAUAAUAAUGUACUGUUAGUAUUACUCUGCUGUAAACAGAAAGGAUAGUUAAAGAACACAAGUGUAUCACAUGAAGUAAAGGUAUUUCACCAAAAUUG
Messenger RNA from Oncorhynchus nerka (sockeye salmon), 3577 nucleotides. Its product is annotated as ras-related protein Rab-6A-like. The record is from RefSeq and is a predicted model, not a curated record. NCBI's taxonomy places the organism in Eukaryota, Metazoa, Chordata, Actinopteri, Salmoniformes, Salmonidae. Gene Ontology annotation, molecular function: GTPase activity; GTP binding. The coding region runs from base 229 to 864 and encodes 211 amino acids. Gene Ontology annotation, biological process: vesicle-mediated transport. The transcript has 8 exons.